Penicillium lagena is the source of this 2139-nucleotide messenger RNA. Its product is annotated as NADPH cytochrome P450 oxidoreductase family protein. Gene Ontology annotation, molecular function: NADPH-hemoprotein reductase activity; flavin adenine dinucleotide binding; FMN binding. The transcript has a single exon. The record is from RefSeq and is a predicted model, not a curated record. Lineage: Eukaryota; Fungi; Ascomycota; Eurotiomycetes; Eurotiales; Aspergillaceae. Gene Ontology annotation, cellular component: cytosol. Bases 1 to 2139 code for a protein of 712 amino acids.
AUGGCAUCCUACGUACCAUUUUCACAGUGGAGCAUUUCACCGGAAAUUUUGAAAGAGAGUCUCAAAUAUCCUACGCCGACCGGAGUUGUUGAUUAUGCUGCACUGGCAGUCAUGGGAGUUGUGAGUGUGGGUUAUCUGUCCCGUGGCAUCCUUUGGGACCAAGCGGACCCAUAUCACCACCUGGCAUUCGAACGACCGCAAUUGAAGAAUGGAGGCUUAUUCAGGGCAAAUUUUAACAAGGAAACAAGAAACAUUGCGCUAAAGAUGGAGGAGACUGGCAAGAAUAUUGUCGUCUUCUGGGGAUCUCAGUCGGGUACCGCUGAAGGUUUUGCUGCCCGUCUUGUAAGAGAGAUAUCCAUUCGUUGGGGCCAAGAAAGUAUAAUGGCAGAGCUCUCGGACUACGAUCCUAUUACUAUCACUGAGAUUCCAAAAUCGAAGCUGGCCAUUUUUAUCGUCUCGACCUACGGAGAAGGCGAUCCUAGCGACAACACAGCUGAAUUUUGGAGCUGGAUCAUCAAGGCCAGCGAUGCCUCCCUGUCCAAUCUACGAUAUGCGGCAUUUGGUCUGGGUAAUUCAAAUUAUAAGUUUUAUAAUCGCGUUGUGGACGUUAUUGUUGAAAGCCUGGAGAAAUUCGGAGCUAAGGCUAUCAUGCCGCUCGGCAAGGCAAAUGACGCUGAAGGUACAACGGAAGAAAACUUCAUGGCUUGGAAGAAUGACCUGUGCGUGGUCUUCAAGGAGUCUCUAGGUUUCCAGGAAGUUGAAGCCGAAUAUGCCCCACGCUUGCUGGUUGAAGAAGACCUGUCGUUGGAGCCUAUUGACCUUCACCACGGGGAGCCUAGCAGCCAUGCCGAAAACUCCAACUCCGCCGCUCAGUCAUCGCCUAUUCGAACACUCAGUAUCUCCAACUCGACGGAGCUGUUUACUAGUUCAGACCGAAACUGCCUGCAUAUAGAUCUCGACCUAAGCAGUCAACCCGAGCUGAGCUACAAGACUGGCGACCACCUUGCCAUCUGGUCUUGCAACCCCGAUACCGAGGUCGAACGCCUUCUCGAGGUCCUUGGUAUCUCUUCUCGACGGGAUAUUCCCCUUAUCAUCAAGCCAAUUGACUCGGGCAUCAAGAACAACAUCCCAACACCAACCAGUGCUCUUGCUCUAUUCCGUUACUACCUUGAAAUAUGUGCGCCUGUCAAUCGUGAUUCCGUCCAAGACCUUGCCCAAUUUGCUCCAACAUCAGAAGCAAAGGUCUUCCUCUUAAACCUUGGUCAGAACAAGGCCGUGUAUGCAGACUUUAUCAGUCGUACUUAUGUCACUCUCGGUCGGCUGUUGCAACUCGCAUGCCCUGGCCAUAUUUGGUCUAAUCUCCCGCUUUCCUAUCUCGUCGAAACCGUCCCUCACAUCCGGCCACGGUACUACUCCAUCUCGUCGAGUAGCGUCAUCUCGCCUCGGAAACCUUCAAUCACGGCCAUUGUAUCCACGACCCCCCUCCCCGAGAACUCCAACGAGUUUGUCCACGGUGUUGCCUCAAAUUACCUUCUCGCUGUCUGCCAACACUCCCGCUCUCAGGCCCAUCCCCAUGGAGUCACCUAUCAUCUCGAUGGCCCUGGUGAUGCUUUGCAAGGGGGCAAUAUAUUUGCUCAUAUCCGUCGAAGCAAGUUCAAGCUACCCAUCACGAGCAAGACGCCCUUGAUCAUGGUCGGCGCUGGGACAGGUCUUGCACCGUUCCGUGCAUUCCUCUCCGAGCGGUGCCAGGUGCACAAAAUUGGAAAGGAAAUUGGCCAGAUGGUCCUUUUCUUUGGAUGCCGUAGCCAGAAUGAAGAUUUCAUCUACCGAGAGGAGUUGGAGCAGAUCCAGAAGAUCCUCGGCGACAAGUUUUGUCUCAUCACUGCGUUCUCAAGACAAGAGGGCUUGCCUCGCCAGUACGUGCAAGAUCGGGUUUCAGAGUUCGGAGAUGAUAUUGUGAGACUCAUCGAGGAAGGUGCGAGCUUCUAUGUCUGCGGAAGAGCUGCUAUGGCGCGUGAAGUAGAGAAGGCCGUCGGGACGACUAUGAAGAAGGCGAAAAAUUGGACGGAGGGUGAAGUCAAUAGCUGGAACAAGGCUGUCAAGAAGAAGAACAAGUGGCAGGAAGAUGUUUGGGGAUAA